This is a messenger RNA of Nelumbo nucifera (sacred lotus), 1139 nucleotides long. RefSeq lists its product as uncharacterized. The record is from RefSeq and is a predicted model, not a curated record. Gene Ontology annotation, cellular component: mitochondrial nucleoid. Gene Ontology annotation, biological process: positive regulation of helicase activity; mitochondrial DNA replication. Gene Ontology annotation, molecular function: single-stranded DNA binding. NCBI's taxonomy places the organism in Eukaryota, Viridiplantae, Streptophyta, Magnoliopsida, Proteales, Nelumbonaceae.
GUAUUGGUUUUCCMCUUUUUUUUUUUUUUGUCCGGCGGGAGUGUGCUCUCCUUCGUUCCGCACAAGGGUUUUGCUGAUUAAGGGUUUAAGACAGAAGUGACAACGAGCGAGCGAGCGUGAGCGAGCGAGCAACUAGCUCUAAUCCAGCUUCAGCCUUCAAUGGCGUCCGCCAUGACUUCCCUAUCGAGAAGGCUGUCUCGUUCUUUUAUAUCCACCGCAAGACCCGCUCAUGUUUCGUUGAGUUUCUGCACAAAUAUUACAUCCAACGAUGAAUCUGAUUCAGAUGAUUCCAGGCUCGGAUUUGAUAGAAACUCCUCCUCUUCCACCACCACCACCACCUCCUCCUCCUCCUCCUCCUCCUCGUCACCGUCGUCGUCUACGGACUCGAACCAACGAAGGCCCAUCUACCAGAGGCCCCUUGAAAACGGUAUCGAUGUCGGGGUUUACAAGGCGAUUUUGAUUGGACAGGUUGGGCAGAGUCCGGUUCAGAAGCAGUUGAAGAGCGGUCGGCUCGUUACCCUGUUUUCUUUGGGGACGGGAGGAAUCCGAAACAACCGGAAGCCGUUCGAGAACGAACAGCCGAGGGAAUACGCUGAUCGAUGUGCUGUUCAAUGGCACAGAGUUGCUGUCUACCCGGAGAGAUUGGGUGGACUCGCCUUGAAGAACGUCAAACCCGGGUCAAUGCUAUAUGUCGAGGGGAACUUGGAGACAAAAAUCUUUAGUGAUCCAAUGACUGGUCUUGUUAGGCGCAUAAGAGAAAUUGCAGUUCGUCGAGAUGGGCGUAUUGUGUUUCUCAGUAAUGAUGGUGAUGCCACACAAGUGACACCGCCGACACAAAUGGAAUUGAAAGGUGUUGGCUAUUACUGAGAGCAUGCGGUAGAAAAUGAGGCACUGGUAAAGAGAUAGACGGAAAUUGUGGAAGCCCAUAAAUGAACAUCAUAAAACUCACAUAUGGAAACAUGAUUGUGAAAAUGGAGGCAUGAAGUAGUGCCUGGCUGCCUGCUACACAUUCAUUGAUUAAUUCUUUCUCAGAGGCCUUUCCAUGAUCUUUAUUUUUUUGUUAUUUCAUUUCUUUGAAAGGAAAGAGAUGUACUUUAGAUUUGGUUCAAGUCUAUAGAAUGAAAUCCUUGUCGGGAACA